Molecule: messenger RNA, 1545 nt
Organism: Nilaparvata lugens (brown planthopper)
Lineage: Eukaryota; Metazoa; Arthropoda; Insecta; Hemiptera; Delphacidae
Gene: Noa36
Product: zinc finger protein 330 homolog
Exons: 6
Coding region: 337-1269 (310 amino acids)
Cellular component (GO): nucleus
Molecular function (GO): zinc ion binding
Source: RefSeq, a predicted model, not a curated record
UCCAGGACUAAGCAACAUAACCUCAAACUAUUCUAACCUCAAAUUUCAGUAAUUUUAUUACAAAUUUUGCAUUAUUUCAUCAAACUGGCAUUCUUCUCAUAGUUCUAGAGUUGAUUUUAAAUUUAAUACAUUUAAAAAUGAAAAAACUCUUAUCUCACAACUCAUAAUUCAACAAUAUCUCGAAAAUCAUCUGAUUUCAUAAAACUCGUCAUCACCUGUUUGUGACAGUACUAACUUUCAAUAUCGGUGUGCUUGAAGGUUAGAAACGUUGUGAUCCACAUUUAUUUAUUGAGUAAAUUAUAUUUUCUAGAUUAGUAAAAACUAAAUUCCUGUAAAAUGCCGAAGAAGAAGACAGGGCAACGUAAGAAAGCUGAAAAGCAGAAGCUUCGGCAAAAGGAAAUUCGAACUGCGAAGGACAAUAUGUCACUGGGUAAAUUCCCAUGCAAUGCAGCUAUGGAAUGCGAGAAGUGCCACAGAAAGCAGAAGAACAGAGCCUUCUGCUAUUUCUGUCAGAGCGUUCAGCGUCUACCCCAAUGUGCACAUUGCGGUAAAAUAAAAUGCAUGUUGAAGACAGGAGACUGCGUGAUACGUCAUGCUGGAGUGUUCACCACUGGAAUGGCUAUGGUGGGCGCAAUCUGCGACCACUGCGAGGCAUGGGUGUGUCACGGCAGACGCUGUCUGACGUCGCACGCGUGCACUUGCCCGCUGCAAGAGGCCAUCUGCCACGAGUGCGAGCGAGGCGUUUGGGACCACGGCGGUCGUAUCUUCAAGUGUUCCUUCUGCAACAAUUUCCUCUGUGAAGAUGACCAGUUCGAGCAUCAGGCCUCCUGUCAAGUGCUCGAGUCUGAGAACCUCAAGUGCCAGUCAUGCAACAAACUAGGCCAGUACUCGUGCCUGCGUUGCAAGACGUGCUUCUGUGAGGACCAUGUUCGCAGGAAAGGAUUCAAGUAUGAGAAGAACAAGGCAAUUCCUUGUCCCAAGUGCAGCUAUGAUACGUCGCUCACCAAGGAUCUUAGCAUGUCUACUCGCUCGCAUAAGUUUGGCAGACAAGGUCAGAGUGGACCUGAUGACUACGAUGAUUAUGGGCAGAGUGGAGAGUAUAACGGAUAUUAUGGAGGAACUUCAGGAAAUAACUCCGAUUCGGAUGAUGAUUAUAAUCCCGGAUAUGAUGAUAGCGAGGAUGAUGAUGAUGACGACGAUGAUGAAGAUGAUGAUGACGAUGAUGAUGAGGAAGAAAGUGAUGAUUCUCAACCGUCAGCGAAAAAAUGAUACAGAAUCAUCGACAUGUUGUCUCAACCAUCAUUUUCACAAGCAAUGCAUGAGGAUUACAAAUUAACUUUGAAUUAAAAAUACUUCACAAUAAUAAAUUAAAUUGUAAAUCUAAAUGAACGGAUGAUUGGAUUUUUGUGAAUGAAAUUGUAAGAUUUUUGAAUGAAAAUUACGGUGUUAAUUUACGCUUGAAGCGUCUGGAAUUUUUUACGGUACAUAUCAGUUGGUCGUUGGUAAUUCAUGGAAUUAAAAUAAAAUACAUUCAAUUUGAAAUAA